AUGCUCCUGGGUGAAGCGGAGAAGCUCGCAAAGCCGGAGCCUCGAUCCUGCAGCUUCUUUAAAGCCGUUUCUCAAAAGGAGUCUUUUGAGAAGGGAACGCAACUUGUCUCGGAUGCACUUGGGGGUAAAGCCCUGUCUACCCUCCAGAAAAGGUACGGGCAAUUAUCCAAGUACGUCACUUGGUGCAACGACACAGGAUGCAUAGGCUUCCCCCUUUCUUCGGAUCUUGUGCGGCAAUACACCGAGUUUGCAGUGAAGACCAAAGGGCAUGGGUCAGUGUCCAGCAACCUUGAGUCUUUCAACUUUGCGAUCUAUGUCCUUGGUGUUUUCAAUAAUGAGCCUCUCCGGUCUGACCCGGUCCUGACAGGACGUGCUCGUCGCGAGAGAUUGAACAAGCCUCCCAGGAGGCAGGCUCGCUCGUUUCUCGUUGCAGAAGUGCUUCACCUCGAGGGUUUCCUUGCGUCCGAAUCCAAUGCACUUUUGGACCGAUUUGCCGCUGGUUGCAUGCUCUUCGCGAUCUUUGCCAGGGCGAGGUUAGGCGACUUGAAGUCCGUGUCAAGGUUCACGCUUGACCUUGCAGAACCAUCUGCAGACUGCGCCGAAGGGUUCUUGGAGUGUUACUCUUAUAGCCAUAAGACUAAGUCUCUUAGCAAUGCGCUCGGCUUCAGGUUGCCUCUUGUGGCUCACGUAAAAGGACUGGGGCCUCGCAUCUGGGGACUUGACUUCUUGGAGGUUGCACGGCAAGUGGAUCAAGACCUUCUUCAGAAGGACGAUGGUUCUGCGCUGUUGUGUGUGCCCACGUCUGUGGGCUCUUUGCUCAACCAUCCGAUCAAGAACGAAGCCUUCGUGGUGUGGAUCAAUGGCAUCCUUAAGGAUCUCCCUUUCUUCGGAGGCCACUUCACCGGCCACACAGCGAAGUCUACCUUACUUCCUUGGUUGGCCAAAUGGGGCGGCUCUGAGGAUGACAGGGCCAUUCUUGGGCAUCACAUGCCUAAGAGCAAAAGCGUAGCCACUUACAACAGAGAUCUUCAGGCUGGGCCUUUGAGAGUGCUGUGGUCUCUUCUAUGUGACGUUCGGUCUGGAGCUUUCCUUCCUGAUUGCACACGCUCUGGCCGCUUUGUCCGUCAAGUCGAUGAUCCAGGAGUGGAGCCGGCCCUUGAUGUUCCUCCUGGUCUCUCUGAUGGGGCCCUCAGCCCUGACCUUGACCUCGGCAUCUUAGGUGAGGGCCAAGAGCCUGUGAACAUGGGCAGCGAGGUUGGCCCUGAUGAGGAGUUGGCGUGGUACCGCAACCAAGAGCUGGAGGAUGCUGACAUCGAUGCUUUCCUCAACGCGAGCCGUGGCAGUGAGCUUGAGCCCUGGGGUCUCUCAGACCCUCCGCCCGAACCGGGGGCUUCUGAUGAUCCCCAUGUGGAGGGGGAUCGAGAUGGCAGCGGUUCAGACUCUGAAUCGAGUUCGAGUUCCAGCUCUUCUUCGAGCUCUUCAAGUGCUGAUGAAAAUGUCCAGGCAGCAAGCGACUUAGCAUGCAGAUUGAGGCAUCACGUCGUGGAGGGAUGCAAGCUUUACCAGCAUUGCAGGACAAAGACUGUGCAUCGCAUGCUUGAAAACUCGAGCGACGAUAAGUUUGUCUGUGGCAGGCCUCUCACCAAAGACCAUCGCCCCUUCAGGACCUUGGUCAAGAUCACUGCUUGGGAUUGCAAGCAAUGUGCUCAGAGAAAGCCGAUUAGCAACACCGGCGCCCUUGUCGGCGCGCUUGAUGCUGCCUUGGGCAAGCGUUGA
Molecule: messenger RNA, 1776 nt
Organism: Symbiodinium sp. CCMP2592
Lineage: Eukaryota; Dinophyceae; Suessiales; Symbiodiniaceae
Source: the annotation of a GenBank genome assembly